GAGGCGAGCAUAGCAACGGGGCGGUUUAGUUCUAGUCCCGUGAUUGGCAUUGUUGUGGCGUGACGUCAGCGGAAACGGGGCGAGCAGGAAGUAGCAGGCCAAAACAAGAUGGCGGCGGAAAGCAGCGUCCUGGAACCGGAGCUGGAUGCUUCUGAUGUCCCAGAAGAUCAGAUGACUGCAGAAGAGUUGGCUGCGCACAAAAGAGAGGCGCGCCUUCGGAAAUUCCGAGAGCUUCAUUUAAAAAGGAACGAAGCCCGCAAAUUAAAUCACCAAGAAGUUGUGGAAGAGGAUAAAAGGUUGAAGUUGCCAGCAAACUGGGAAGCGAAAAAAGCUCGUUUAGAAUGGGAGCUAAAGGUAGAAGAAAAGAAAAAGGAUUGUGUGGCAAAAGGAGAAGAUUACGAGAGAGUGAAGCUGUUAGAAAUCAGCGCAGAGGAUGCAGAGCGAUUUGAGAGGAAGAAGAAGAAGAAAAAUCCCGAUCUUGGGUUUUCAGAUUAUGCAGCUGCUCAAUUACGCCAGUAUCAGAGGUUGACCAAGCAGAUCAGACCUGACCUGGAGAAGUAUGAAAAGCUGAGAGAAGAAAGCGGUGAAGAAUUUUACCCAACUGCAAACAGUCUUCUUCAUGGAACCCACGUGCCCUGCAAAGAAGGGGUUGACAGGAUGGUUUCGGAUCUUGAGAAACAAAUCCAAAAACGUGAAAAAUACAGCAGAAGACGUUCUUACAAUGACGAUGCAGAUAUCGACUACAUCAAUGAACGGAAUGCGAAGUUCAAUAAGAAGGCGGAGCGGUUCUAUGGGAAAUAUACUGCAGAAAUCAAACAGAACUUGGAAAGAGGAACUGCUGUCUAGGAGAUUCAGGCUAUAGCUCAGAAACAUGGUCAUCCAGUCUUUCCAAAUGAUUCUGCGUUUAAAACCCGUUCUAUAAAGGGACUUCUAAAACAAUGGAAAGAUGAGGCUUGUCUGAGAUUAUUUCUGUAAUAAAAUCACAUUAGAAUUCUCUGUCCUGUAAAUAAAAUACUAGUGGAACAUUGGAAAAGUAAUUGUUUGGAUUUCUAGAUCACGAGAUGCCCAUGAGCAUGUCCAGUUUUUCCUUAUUAACCAUAAAUGAAGAUAAGUUCAAUUUGUGUAUUAAUUUGGUUAUUAAGUUCAAUUUUAAUGUUACUUUGUUGUAUCAGAAGUUUCUAUGUAACCGCAUUUUGUGUAAUAAGAUGGAUUUUUGUUACAGUUUUGAGUAUAAAGUUCACCAAUAUAAUUACAUUACUUA
Molecule: messenger RNA, 1261 nt
Organism: Anolis carolinensis (green anole)
Lineage: Eukaryota; Metazoa; Chordata; Lepidosauria; Squamata; Anolidae
Gene: syf2
Product: SYF2 pre-mRNA splicing factor
Exons: 7
Coding region: 109-846 (245 amino acids)
Cellular component (GO): catalytic step 2 spliceosome; Prp19 complex; post-mRNA release spliceosomal complex
Source: RefSeq, a predicted model, not a curated record